Molecule: messenger RNA, 2843 nt
Organism: Mugil cephalus (flathead mullet)
Lineage: Eukaryota; Metazoa; Chordata; Actinopteri; Mugiliformes; Mugilidae
Product: class E basic helix-loop-helix protein 40-like
Exons: 5
Coding region: 363-1646 (427 amino acids)
Biological process (GO): regulation of neurogenesis; circadian regulation of gene expression; regulation of transcription by RNA polymerase II
Cellular component (GO): nucleus
Molecular function (GO): RNA polymerase II cis-regulatory region sequence-specific DNA binding; DNA-binding transcription factor activity, RNA polymerase II-specific; protein dimerization activity
Source: RefSeq, a predicted model, not a curated record
AGCCUCAUGUGAUAGAGGUAGGUCAGGCUGAGCGGAGAGUCAGAGGGUUUAUUUAACUCGUCGCUCUGUCCUCCCCCACUUUCCCAACGCGCAACCAAGACGGCUGACUUCCUUCUGCUGCGGGACCAUUGCGUGGAAAUCACAGGGACUAACUUGAAACCAUCACACCUAAAUAAUAAUAAUAUUUUCAUAAACGCGAUUGCUGUUUAAACUGAGAAAUUAGUAGACAUUUUGAACAUUUAUUUUUUGAAGAAGCAUCCUGGUUUAGUUCCUAAACUACCGCGCGUAAAAAAAAAAAAAUUGUGUAUUUAUUUGCGACUGAACUGGAGAAGUACUUUGACAGCAUUAUUGGACUACAAGGAAUGGAACGAAUUCCAAGCGCGCAACCACCUCCUCUGUCCAAACACCAGGCUGAUCUGUCAGACGUGCAGGGGAUGGAUUUCCCAAUGUACGUUUAUAAACCCAGGAGGGGAAUGAAGAGGGGAGAAGAAAGCAAGGAAACCUACAAACUGCCCCACAGACUGAUCGAGAAGAAGAGACGUGACCGGAUAAACGAAUGCAUCGCACAGUUGAAGGAUUUGUUGCCCGAGCACCUGAAACUCACGACUCUGGGCCAUCUGGAGAAGGCUGUGGUUUUAGAGCUUACGCUUAAGCAUGUGAAAGCCCUCACCUCUCUUCUGGAGCAACAGCAGCAGAAGAUCCUGGCCCUGCAGAGCGGCAUGCAAAUUGAGCAUCCUCCUGUGAGCCAGGAGAAGUCAGAGGAGAUGUUUCGCUCUGGCUUCCACAUGUGUGCAAAGGAAGUUCUUCAGUAUUUAGGCAGUCACGAGACUGAUGGAGACUUCACGCCAUCCCAUGUUAUCAACCAUCUCCACAAAUUAUCGGCAGAGGUGCUCCAAAGCCAGAGCCGACCCCGCACCCCUCUCAGCCCUCGUCCCGAGGAAAUCCCCACCUACCACCAGCACCAACCUCACAAGGAGAUGCCCACCAGCCUACCACCUAAACCCAGCGAGGGCUAUGGGAGGAACUGUGUGCCGGUCAUCCAGCGGGUGUACGCGCCACCGAGCAGUGAGCAGAGCGGCAGUGACACAGACACAGACAGCGGCUAUGGUGGCGAGCUGGAGAAAACUGAAUCCAGCACGUCACAGGGACGACCAGAUUAUUACAGCCAGGAAAGUCAGCAGAAGCGACCGCUGGGUGACAGGCAGAGCUCAGACAUCAAGCAGGAGGACGAUGAGCCACGCCACAAACGGCCCCGGGCGGAGUCGUCUGAGGAUGAGUUGCUCUCUGGUGGAGAAUCAUCAACUUCAUCAUCCUCCAGUGGUUAUGGUAGUUACAUGAGCGUAUCCCCUAACCAUGCACCUCCUCCUCAACACCCCCUCUGCAUGCCAUUCUACCUCAUUCCACCCUCUGCUGCAGCUUACCUGCCAAUGCUAGAGAAAUGCUGGUAUCCGGGGGCUGUGCCCAUGCUCUACCCUGGCAUGGGAGGCUCCUCACCUGCCAUGACCAGUGAAAGGCCACCUCAGCUAGUGCUGUCUCCCAGGGGAGGUUCUCCAGCCCCAGCCAUAUCCCAGACCCCCAUGGACUCCCCUGCCCUCCUUCAGGCGCUAAAGCAGGUACCGCCCCUCAACCUGGAAACCAAAGACUGAGAGAAGAAGGAAGAGGCAAGAGGCAGAUUAUCCUGUCCCAGUAACAAAGGCUGAAGCAGUAAUGAGACAGAGAACGUGACUGAGCUGUCCCAUAAUCCACAAUCAUUCAUCUCCUCUGUUCCUCAGCGAGGAGGUCAAACAGCAAAAGAGAGGACAUGUAGAAAUGAUCAAGGAGAGAAAGACGAGAGCAGCAUCCAUCCACAUUUGGAGGGAAUGCAAAGCUCAGGUUGAAUGUUCAAUGCUCAGUGAUAUUCUUCAUUAUAAAUGUAUCAUAUGAACUGGACCUGCCCUACACACACACACACACACACACACACACACACACACACACACACACACACACACACACACAUAUACACUUGGUUGAAUGUAAAGAAAGAAAUGUUUUACAUGCUGCUGUUAAAGUGUAAACACCGGCAACACUGACACAUCUCACUUGUGGCUGUUGCGGUAAAAACACGCCAUCUUGUACUCUAGAAACUGUUGCACCAAAUGUUAGCGGUAAUGUGUCACCCAAAGUUUGUUGCCUAUAUCCUUUGCUCGCCAUUACGAUUACUGAAAAUACCCUUUUCAGCCGGUCGCUAAAAUGACUUGCACCAUUAGAUGAAAUGAUCUCCAAGUGUGUACAGACAAGAGUAAGGGUACAAGGAAGCAAUGGGCCCCCACACGGCCACACUGAAUGAGAUGUCUUGUUUUUCACCGACAGACAACUUGAGAUGGAUUUUCUGUAACUAUUGUUAAUAGACUUCUUGUACAUUUCUAUUUUUGAUACCCGUACUUGUGCUCUGUCCACCUAAAGAGACAGGAGGGUGGGCCGAAUGUGGACUAUGUAUGUUGUGUACUCAGAAUCUAUGUACAUACUGUAGCACUGUGCUGGACCUGGUCUGCGUACUCAACAUCUGUUUCUGCUCAAGUCAAACCCGGUGUUUGUUCUUGCUGUUGCCUUUUACUCGUGAAAAGCUGAUAAAUCUCAGAUGUGUAUUCUCUGUACUGCGUUUGAAUACUGGAGACAAAGGAGUAAGGAGGGGAGAAGUGAAUGUAAACGUUUUACCAGAAGACUAGUUUUCUAUAGAAAGAGGUACUUGAGAUUUUAUAUUUUGGGACCUACAUGAAAGAUGUUGGAUGUACAUAUUUUGUCUAUAAAUGUUGAUAUACAUUAUAUAAGUGUAUUAAUAAAGUAUUUUUUUCCCGUGGAAA